Lepisosteus oculatus (spotted gar) is the source of this 748-nucleotide messenger RNA. RefSeq lists its product as uncharacterized. NCBI's taxonomy places the organism in Eukaryota, Metazoa, Chordata, Actinopteri, Semionotiformes, Lepisosteidae. The record is from RefSeq and is a predicted model, not a curated record.
AUUUUCAAGCAUAGCUUUGACAAAAACGUAAAAUAAAUAGUACUGUUAGAGCCCUUUUUAUCACUUUAAUUUUCUUUCCCAUAAGCCAGGCUGUCGUCUUGUGGUUUGUAACAGGUAUCGCUUUUGCGCAGGCAGAGCGGUCGACUGUCAUCGAGCUGUUGUUCUCGACAGGCUUCUCACUGUGGAUCUCGCCUCCCUCUCCAUCCCUCUCUCUCUCAUUCCCCGUCUCCCUUUCCAAGAGUGAAGAAGAGAGGAGAGGGCAGCUUGCUCACACACUAUUAUGCUUUACUCAUCGCGCGGUGAAAGUCAUGAAUGCAAGUUGGAUCUGAAGACCUGUUUUUGAAGGAGCAACAACUAGCCAAAUGCUGGGCUUGAAAAGUAUCGCUGGUCGUUUCUGAUUAAUUUCUGGCUGUAUUGGCCUGCAUCGAAAACCAUCAUGGAUCUUUCAUUUAUGGCUGCUCAGAUCCCUGUCAUGGGAGGAGCUUUCAUGGACUCACCCAAUGAUGACUACAGUGCAGAUCACUCGCUGUUCAACUCCUCGGCUAGUGUCCAUGCUGCAGCUAGCACGGCCCACAGCCAGCAGGAGGAACCACAGUCAGUGUCCAGUGAUGCUAUCUGGCUGUGGAUCGCCAUCAUCGCCACAAUAGGGAACAUUGUGGUUGUAGGGGUUGUGUAUGCUUUUACCUUCUGAAAACAAGGCAUUUUAGUUAAGCAGGAUGUUUUAAACUGAAUCCAAAGUAUUGCAAAA